Molecule: messenger RNA, 813 nt
Organism: Anisakis simplex (herring worm)
Lineage: Eukaryota; Metazoa; Nematoda; Chromadorea; Rhabditida; Anisakidae
Source: the annotation of a GenBank genome assembly
AUACCACCAAAAAAUAAAGAGGAUCGGAAGGAAGUGGAACGAUUGCUGAAACUGCUACCAGCAUUCAAAGACAAUAAAUCGUUGCCUAAAGAAGCGAUUAACGACGAUUUGAUAUUCAGUUGUUAUUGUUCAAUCACGGAUCGAACUGAUGUACAAAGUGUAUUUAAUGAUAGGUUUAAUAAUGAGAGACGAGUUCGAAGUGAUCUCUUUGCGAAGUACCUCAAAAAGGAGCACUAUGAUGCACGGCUAAAUGAGCUGCUCUAUCCGAGUCCUAAUGAGGAAAACGCUCAAAUGCUCAUUGAUGAAUUUGACAAAUUCGGUCAAUAUUCACAAAUGUUCAUUCGUUUUCUUCCGUUAUUCCGUCAAAAUCUCAUUCAGCAGCAUUCAAAAUCCAAUAUUCUCAAGGAUCAUUUCACUCUGAAAGAUGAAGAUAUGCAUAAACCUUUAUCGCACUAUUUUAUCAAUUCAUCACACAAUACAUACCUUAAAGGAUAUCAGGUGAACGCAAAAAGUUCUGUGGAAAUCUACCGAUAUGUUUUGUUGUCUGGUUGUCGAUCUGUUGAGUUGGACUGCUGGGAUGGAUCAAACGGGGAACCAAUCAUAACACAUGGACCAUCCCAGUUAACCAGAGUUACACCAGUUCCUUUCAGGGAUGUUAUAGUGGCAAUCGCGGAAACAGCGUUUAUCACAUCCGAUUUCCCGGUUGUGCUAUCGUUCGAAAAUCACUGCAGUGUUAAGCAACAAAAGAAGAUGGCUGCAUAUUGUCGUGAUAUUUUUGGUGAUUUACUGUUGAUCGAUCAACUCGCUGACUAU